Molecule: messenger RNA, 1374 nt
Organism: Argiope bruennichi
Lineage: Eukaryota; Metazoa; Arthropoda; Arachnida; Araneae; Araneidae
Exons: 1
Coding region: 1-1374 (457 amino acids)
Molecular function (GO): nucleic acid binding
Source: RefSeq, a predicted model, not a curated record
AUGGCCUUUAAGUUAAGGAAGGGUGAAAUUUUGAAAUCGCAGGCACGUAAAAUUGUAUAUAAUGUUGCGGAAUUUUGUUCCAAUGAAGCUUCAUCGAAAUCUGCGUUAAUUCCACUCCCACAAGCUCUGAAAAGGGCUUCUCAAGCAACUGGAAUUUCUGAAGCUACAAUAAAAAAAAUAAGAAAGGAAGUUUCAUCAUCCGGCUCAUCGACAGUUUUAAAAUCACCCGGUAAACACCGUAAAAGACCUAGUGAGCGAAACUGUGAAAUAGACGACUUUGACAAGUGUGUUAUACGGCAAACAAUUCAAGACUUUUACAUAAAAGAAAGGAAAGUACCAUCCCUCAGAAAAUUACUACCCGUGUUGAAAGAAAAAAUUGGAUUUUCGUGGCAAAAAGACACAUUGUGCAAAGUCUUACAUUCAAUGAAUUUCCGAUGGAAGAAGUGCGUGAAUAAUAGAAAAGUACUCAUGGAAAGACCAGAUAUUGUUUUUUGGAGACACAGAUAUUUGAGAGAAAUGAGAUGUCACAGGAAAGCUGGACGACCGAUUGUCUAUAUUGAUGAAACUUGGGUAGACAGCAAUUUGACAUUUAAGAAAUGUUGGCAAGAUGACACAGUUUUGGGAGUUACAGCAAAUGUUAAUUCGAAAAAUAGACUUAUAGUUGUUCAUGCUGGGUCAUCAACGGGUUUCCUUACGGGUGCUUUACUAGUAUAUAAAGCAUCAACAAAAAGCGGCGACUAUCACGGGCAAAUGAACUAUGAAAACAUUAAAAAAUGGGUGUUGGAAAAACUUCUUCCAAAUUUGCAACCAAACAGUGUCGUAUGCAUGGAUAAUGCACCGUAUCAUACGACUGUCGAAAACCCCACUCCAACGAAGUAUUCUACAAAAAAAGUUAUGAUAGACUGGUUGAAAAACAACAGAAUACCCUGCGAUCAAAAAAUGCGAAAAGCGGAACUGUUCUCUCUUAUAGACAGUAAUCGUCCAAAGAAAAUUGUCUAUAAAAUUGAUAAUUUAAUAGAGAAAGAAGGACACGAAGUUAUCCGACUACCCCCUUAUCAUUGCGAUUUGAACGCAAUCGAAUUUGUGUGGUCAUCUGUAAAAAGAAUAAUAAAGGAACGAAAUGUUACUGGCGAUUUAAGUUUGGACAAUCUGAAAUCUCUUCUUCAAACAGCUAUCACUGAAGUUACUUCGGCAGAAUGGGCAGCGCAUUGCAAACACGUAGAAAAGCUUGAAAAUAAUUAUUGGGAGAAAGAUGGACUGUUAGAAGAUUUAGUGGACGAACUGUCAUUUCAAAUUGACACCAAUGAUGAUUCUGAUUCAGAAGAAACCGAAACUUGUGAGAGUGAUUUAGAGGAUUUUAAAAUGCUUGAAUGA